Molecule: messenger RNA, 3553 nt
Organism: Acipenser ruthenus (sterlet)
Lineage: Eukaryota; Metazoa; Chordata; Actinopteri; Acipenseriformes; Acipenseridae
Product: galactosylceramide sulfotransferase-like
Exons: 3
Coding region: 516-1784 (422 amino acids)
Biological process (GO): myelination; galactosylceramide biosynthetic process
Cellular component (GO): membrane
Molecular function (GO): galactosylceramide sulfotransferase activity
Source: RefSeq, a predicted model, not a curated record
GACAAGAGAAAACUACUGAUGGAUCUUAUUUUUUCCCUUUUCGUUUCUAGUGAAAUGAAUCCUAUUGUCUAUGCUAUAACUCACUGCAUACCCCCUCCCCUGUCCCUGCUUGAAUAGCCUCAUCUGUUGGAGCAGUUUGAGCCAGCCCGUCACCACCCUCCACACACAGAGCCACUGCUUAUGACAAGAGUCCCCUGGCUCCACAUGACGUCACAAGCUUCCCUAGCAGGUCUGCGCGCAGCCAGAGAGCAGAGGUUAGCGGUGCAGCCAGGAGGGAGGCAGGAAUAAGAGCAGCAGAGAAGCACCUGCUGCAGGAGGAGAGUCCCCUUACACUCCGAGACUGAACCGGGCGAGUACAGACACGGAGCACAGCGCACAUGGAUAGAAGACACUCUUCAGAGAGACCUGCCGAGAAGCUCUUCUGAAAGACCGAAAAGGAAGACGAAGGAGAAAGAAGGGCAAAAUACCGGAUCUGUAUUUUUGUACAGUAAAGGAUUUGUGCAUGUCAAGGUACCAUGUUGAUGAAGCAGGGGAAGCAAUGGAAAUCAAUCUGCAAAGGGCUGAUCCUGGGCACCCUGCUAACCAGCUGUAUGAUCCUUCUCUACUCCUACGUGACACCUGCUGUUCGGUUAAACAUGCAAGAGGUUCCAGUCCCUUACUCCUGCGCCUACCGUCCGGCUCGCGCUCGCAGCCUUCCUGCCUCCAGUUCCUCCCAGGGUGGGGCCUGCACGCCGAAGGUAGACGUCAUGUUCAUGAAGACCCACAAGACGGCUAGCAGCACCAUCCUGAACAUUCUCUUCCGAUUCGGAGAGAAGCAUCGGCUCAAGUUUGCGUUCCCUGAGAGCCGAAACGACUUCUUCUACCCCUCGCUCUUCCAGCGCACCCAGGUCAAAGACUACCGGCCAGGGAUGUGCUACAACAUCAUCUGUAAUCACAUGCGAUUCAAUGAGCCAGAGAUCCACAAGCUUCUGCCGUCCGACACCGUCUACUUCUCAAUCCUCCGACACCCGGCCGACCUCUUCGAGUCUUCCUUCCACUACUUUGGAAGCGUGGUCCCCUUGACCUGGAAGAUCUCAGCCGAGGAUAAGAUCACGGAGUUCCUGCGUGACCCGUGGCAUUACUAUGACCCCGAGGGCUUCAACUCCUUCUACCUCAAGAACCUGCUCUUCUUUGAUUUCGGGUAUGACAACAACCUCAAUCCGGAUGACCCUCGGGUGGAGGAGAGCAUCCAGGCGAUGGAGAAGCGCUUCCCCCUGAUCAUGCUGCUGGAGCACAUCGACGAGUCCCUGAUCCUGCUCAAGGAGGCCCUCUGCUGGGAGAUGGAAGACGUGCUCUACUUCAAGCUCAACGCCCGUAAGGACCCAGUGGUGUCCAGGCUGACUCCUGAGCUACGUAGCCAGGCCACCGACUGGAACAUGAUCGACUGGAAGCUGUACUGCCAUUUCAAUGCCACCUUCUGGAGGAAAGUGGAAGCGUACGGGCGGGAGCGCAUGGCCCGGGAUGUCGAGGAGCUGCAGCGGAGGAACGCUGAGAUGGCAGCGGUCUGUAUCGAGGGGGGGCAGCCUGUGGAGGCAGGCAGGAUCCAGGAGUCGGCCAUGCAGCCCUGGCAGCCCAUUGGCGAGAAGUCCAUCCUGGGUUACAACCUCAAGAAGAACAUUGACAAGAAGCACAGAAAACUCUGCCGGAAAAUGCUGACCCCAGAGAUCCAGUAUCUCACAGAGCUGGGGGUCAAUCUGUGGAUAACCAAACUCUGGGCCCACAUAAGGGAGUUACUUAACUGGUAGCGCGGCCCAUACGAACAUUACCAAUCAGAAAAAUGCAUUUCAAUUCCUAUCACAUUAUUUAUUUGGAUGAACUUCUGCUGUGGAGGCAGUGAUAACAGUUUCAGAUUAUAUUGAUAUAAAUGAACUCAUCUGCUGCCAGUAGCCUUUGAACCAUGUGAGCCAUAAGGCACAUGCGAGUACAGUCCUCUCCUCUCUAGUCUGAAAGCUACUGGACAGUGGAAGAACAGCUUUAGGAGUGCCGCUAGUUAUGUAGAGGAGGAUUUUAAGGCAGUUAUCUUUGCCCAGUUGUGCUAGCUGGUGCAGAGAGUUGAGCAGGGUUGCCUGCUAUUUCAGCUGCAUACCGUGUGCCGCUUGGUGACCUAGGUGUAGACCCAGAUUGAACAAGGGUGCACGUACAGUAGUGCCUUAUGAGAAAGUCAAUUAGAAGAAUGUGCCCUGAAACUGGGUUAUUUAAUUUAUUUAGAUCAACAGUUAUAUUAACAAUUAAUUUUUGGCUUUCAAAAAAAAGUUUGGUGGAAAUAAGUAAUCAAAGUAAAUGUGGAGCAAUAUUUAUUUUAAUUAGAACAUCUUCAACGGUUCACGUCAUUUCAUGAAAAUAAAACCUGGCUUGUUUUUCAGUAAAAAAAAAACUAUUUAAACAAGUCUGAUUUUUAAUUGCUGUUUUUAGCAAUUAUAGAUAGUUUACUGUUGGGAAUUUGUAGAUUUAUGAGCACAUAGAUACUGGUAUUAAGAAUAUAGGAAGGAGGAUAAUGUGAGACAAAAGAUUUAAAAAAAUAAGUUGCAUUUAAUAAGUGGUUACUGCACUGUUUACUGAGUCUGUUGAUAUUUUCUACUUUAUUCAAAACUGUCUUUAAUCAUUAUUAAGGACAUAGACUUUGGAAAGCCAGGCUCUGAAAUAUGACUGAACUCCACCAUUGGAAUAUACUAAUCCCAGUAUGUUCUCACUGUAUCGUUUCUAUGUGAACAGCAGGGGUUUCUCUGGGCACCUCAAGGUUUUACAAAUAUUGUUGUUGUUUCAUUUUUAUAUAUAUAUAUAUAUAUAUAUAUAUAUAUAUAUAUAUAUAUAUAUAUAUAUAUAUAUAUAUAUAUAUAUAUAUAUAUAUAUAGUAAAUGUUACUGUACUUGUCAGCAGUGUUAUAAGUUACUAAGUAUAACUCAUUCUAAUGCUGUCAGAUUAUUUUCUUCAGCAUGCAGGCUAAACAGCUCCAAAUACAAAAUGUACAGUACCAGCACUUACCACACAACCUCAGAACAAGUGAGCCUCAGCUUAAUGCCUAUUUUCUGUAAUAACAUUUGCUCUAUAAAACCUAAAAAUGUAGCAUCUAAGAAACUUAUAAUUUUUGCUGUAAAGAACAAUUUUGCUUAUUUUCUGAUUUGCUAUGGAUAUUUUGUUUUUUAUUCAAUUAGAACAAUUGUCGACAAGUGGAUAGCUAAAAAUGUCAGGUUUGAUGGGAGUAGCAUCUCUCAGUCCACUGUAUAGCUUUACAGACAUGCAUCUCAUCUCAAGAGGGGUCCGCCUGUUCCUUCCAGGUGGAUCCGAGGCUCGUGGGGUCCAGAGACUCACCCCAAGGUCACAUUGUAACACAGGUGAUUUGAAUCCAGGUUCUCCUGUACCUGGCUCCCAGUCCACACACCAUACCAGUUGGUUACACUAUAUCUCUUGACUUUUCUGUCACUUUUCUUUAUUUCAGAAAUCAAUGCUAUGUCCAGUAUUAUGAAAGCUGUUCAUUUUCUGGUUUUCAUGUUCAAUAAAUGACUGAAGAAUCCAA